This is a messenger RNA of Daphnia pulicaria, 8300 nucleotides long. RefSeq lists its product as uncharacterized. The record is from RefSeq and is a predicted model, not a curated record. NCBI's taxonomy places the organism in Eukaryota, Metazoa, Arthropoda, Branchiopoda, Diplostraca, Daphniidae. The coding region runs from base 92 to 2245 and encodes 717 amino acids. The transcript has 11 exons.
CAAAUGUUGGGCUGUCCUAUCCUAUUCAAGGGCAUUCCUCAGGAAGUUGUCACAUUAAAAACAAAAGAUUCAUCAAAACAAAGAUGUGAAAAUGAUGCGACUAUCAAGGAUUCAUCUUUUCGUUUUUUUCGUGUAUCUAUGGGUGUAUUAUCCAGUAAAUGGAAUCUCUAAUAUUUUCAAAGGUUUUCCACCUUUAUUUGAUUUGAGUUUAUCGAAUAACGAUACUUCUGUGAACGCUGUGAACGUAACUGUUCAUCAAGAUGCAAAAGAGAUUUGCAUUCCACCUUUAUUGCUGCAUGGCUCAGUUGACCCAGUGAAAAGCCAGUACAAAUCUCAGGAUGUUAUAAGGAUCAUUUGUAAAGAUGGGUACGAAUUGGAGAACCCGCAAAGCAGUCUUCUGUACUGCUCUCAAAAAGGCCUAUGGAAGGUUUUUACCUUGGGAGAUUCUAUUUACAUCCCAUUACCAAGGUGUAUAGUCAAAGAAAGAUGCCUCCCAUUGCCCCCAUUGAUGCAAGGAAGUAUGCAAGUACAGGAAGGGGGAGUAAAUGCAGUCACAUCCGAACUAAGUUCCACUCGUGCAGUUUACCAGUGCUGGUAUGGCCUUGAAUUAGAUCCACCAGAAAGUGAAAUCAGAUAUUGUGUUCGAGGAAAAUGGACAGGAGAAAACCCUUUAUGUGUUCCAGCUAGCUGCCCUCGUCCACCGUCCGUUACAGGCGGAUUCUUUAUCGCAAGAGGUGUUGUCAACCACAUCUACGUGUCCGGAGCUGCUGUCAAGUACUAUUGUGAUGAGGGUCAUCAUCAAAAGGGCCCACCACUCCUCACGUGUUCCGGAAAAGAAUGGAUCCCCAAAGAUCUUCCGGCUUGUGUGCCGAUAGAAUCGUCAGCUGCUGCUGCUGCUUCGUCAUCCAAGUUGGAGGUGCGCGGUUGCUCCUUACCGCCGGAGAUCGCCAACGGCCGUUACCAGAUCCUGCCGAUGCGGAGGAGUUUCUCGUCGUCUUCGUUUUCGCCGCUGUCGUCGCGAAUCCAGCACUGGAACAACCUGCAGAUGAGCAGUAACGGAUCGUCGACUCCCACCACGUCACCGGUGGUGGUGGUUCCUGUCUACAGUAGCGCGUUAUACUCCUGCUACCGUGGCUUUCUGAGUGGCGGCUCUUCACUCAUUUCUUGUUCGCCUGGGGGCUGGUGGCAACCGACUCACAAUGCCCCUCGUUGCCUUCCCUUUGGAUCUUCUUCCUCCGCUUCAUCCGGCGGAAUCCAUCACAGCCACGGUGGCGGCGGCGGACUGGAGAUGACUAAGGCCGGCCGCGGAGGAGAUGCCGAUGGAGGAGAAGGCGACGACAAGGUGGACGGAGAAGAACAAGCCCCUGGACCGCUACUCGUCUCGUUCACAACGGCAUGUGGCGUCACUUUUGUCCUCUGCCUCAUUUGGAUGGCGUCCCGCUGGAAAAUCACCUGUCUCCGAUCAUCGGCCGGCCAUCACGGCCGUCAAGAAGAGGAGACCCUCUCAUUUUCUGGUCCCGUUUGUCCGCCAAUGGCGCCGUCGGCCGCUUCGGCUUCUUCUUCUUCUGGCGGCGGCGGCGGUGGCGGCGUCGGCGGCCGUAGACAUCGGCACCAAUCACUUUGGACUUGGAUCAGCCCCAACCAAAACGACCGUGACGGCCAUCACGUCCAUCAGCAGCUGGACAUGGACGACGAUGAUUCCCUGCCGGCUUACGACCGCCAAUUGCUGGAUCUUGGCCAGGCGUCGGAUCAGGAUCGGGUGGCCUUGAUCGCCUACAUGAACGACAACAACACGAGCAGUCAGGCGACUCUGCCGUCGUACGAGGAAGCCGUUCGGGCAUCCAGCAAUGGCGGCAUCAACAACAGCAGCACCGCCACCACUUCCAUUCCGAGCGUCCAUUGCACCUGGCCGGUAGCACCGCCGUCCUACGAGUCCAUUCUCAUUUUGGACGAGACCAACGGAAAUGGAACCGCCGCCUCGACCACCACCACCACCACCACCUCCUCCACCACCACCUCCCAUCACAUCCAACCGGGCGCUAGUCCAUCAGUCGAAGCCAACGUUUCAUUCAAUGAAAGUGACGAAGCCGCCGCCGAUUCGACGAUAGGAACGACCACGAGCUCAGAAGACGACAACGACGAUGAGGAAGACGCAGUUGAUGGUUCUCGCGAAAUGCUGGUGCUCCUGGUGCCUUCCGCAACGCUGGACGCGGAUGCAAUAACGACAUUCCCCGCCCGCCGAUAAAAAUAAAUAAAGAAGGAAAAUAGAAGAAGAAGAAGAAGAAAAAGGAGGAAAAGAAAUUUUCUCAAAGAUGAAAUAACCAAAAACAACCAAAAAACAACAAGAAGAAUACUGCAGUUUUGUGUUUGUUUGCGUCUUCUUUGAUUUUUCGUUUUAUUUUUCAAGUUCCGCGUGUGAUGUUGUUAUAUUCCUCCUCUCUCUCUUCACGAGACACACCACACGCUUUUUUUUUUUUGCCCAUAGUUUUUUUUAAAAUUAUUAUUUCGUUGUUUUUUUGUUUUUUUUUCUUGACUUGAUCAGCAGAAAAACCAAGCGGACUCUCGCGUAAUUUCUCUUUUUUUUCUUUUUGGGUUCCUCGACACGUUUUGUCUUCCUUUUUCUAUAAACAGGGGGGGGGGGGGGGGGAAACGAAAGAAUAAUAAAUUUAAAACCCAUCGAUUUAUAUACAUAAAUGAACACAUAACCUAAAACCCCCCCACCUGACUAAUCAGAGAGUGUUUCUUCCCCUUGCGAAACGAUAAAAUAAACAUGAGAAAAAAAAACAAAGAAAUCUUGUGGGGCAAUUGUCGGAUGGAAUCAUGACACGCGAUGCCAUCAGCCAAUCUUAAUCAUUUUUUUUUCCUGUCUGUAGGGUCAUUUAAGUCAUUAAUGGCGUCUUAAUGAUUGCAGAGCACGAUCGAUGUUGACCUUUGCAUCGGCCCAAUCACGAAGGUGGGUGAAAUCGUCUGUUUUUUUUUUUUAUUCUCGUUUUUUUUCCCGCACGUUUUUUGGGUGUCUCUUUUUAGUUUUUCGUGGGAAGUGUUUGGUCCAGUGAUUUACGACCUCCUGAGCUUGGUAUGGACUUGACCAAAAGACAACGGGCACGAGCUGCUGUUGUUGUUGUUGUUGCUUUGUUUUAUUGCUCGCCAUUUCCUUUUUUUCCUUCUUUCUUUUUGGCUGAGUCGUCCUUCCCGUUUUUUGUUUUGUUUUUCCCCUUUGCUUGCGUGCGUCAUCGGCGUGUUUUUCUUUUUCUUUCUUUUCCAGUCUGCGAUGCCAUCCACCGAUAGCUCUUGUUGUGGAGAUUCCAACACGGCGACUUUUUCUUUGGCUCUCGCUGGCGUCGCGACGCUUUUUCUCUGUCUCGCCGUUUGCCAUUCGUCUUUUUCGGGAACCCCAACAGAAUGAAUAAAACAAAUCAAAAUGUGUAUACAUAUACGUACGUGCUCGACAACGGACAAAAGAAACGGACAGAAAUUCUUGACAUUUGAAUAGAAUGUCCAUUCGGCCCAAGAAGAAGAACUUGUGCUGAUGCUGCCCUUGUGUCGCCGCUCUGAUUGCUCAACCUUUUCUUUUUUUUUUCUUCUUUUAUCCCGCGUGUGAUAGAAAAUCAGCGGAGGAGCGAGAGAAAAACAAAGAAAAUGGCGUGUCCGUGUGUGUGUUUCUUUCAAGUGCCAAAAGCGGCGGACCUGACAGAAAAAGUGGCCAGCAACAACAACAACAACCAAAAUUCGAUGGUUUAUUCUCAUCCGGGAUCAGUGGGCAUUAAAAUGUGGUAUGUCUUGUCUUGUCUUCAAAGAACGAGAGAAAAGAGAUUUUUUUUCGUUAGUAGAACAAGAUCCUUGUGUCUGUCGCCAAAGCAUUUUCAGACGAUCAACGUCAACAAAAUUCCCUCUUUUUCUUUCCCGAUGGACGGCGCACGUUUAUUACGUUUGUUGCUUAAUACCCGUACACGUAAAGUCCGUUUUCCCCCCUCCACCAUCUCUUUUUUUUUUUUUCUUCUUCUUCUUUUUCUAACUGGUGGGCUACAUAAUAAGAUGAGGAAUAAACGAUCGAGGCUGCAGCAUCCACAACCGCAGCAGCAGCAGCCGAGUCUCACCUGUCACCUGCAUUCGACUCGCUCCGUCCGGUUUCCUCCUCGUCCUCCGCUAAUAACACUAUUUCUUUCAAUCCAAUGGAAUGGAAGAGAAAAGAGCACCACCUGUUUUUCAAUGCGCCGGGCGGCCUAGACUGCCGCCGUGAUAACCGAACGUGAGUUUGCGGGAUUUUUCGGUUUUUCUUUUCUUUUCUUUUUCUCCCGGAUUUCUCGUGUUGGGACCCCGUCCGCCACUUGAGCGCGUCGCUCCCUCUCAUUCUUUUUCGUUCCGUCGAGGAGGGUUGUCAGGUCUUUUGUACACGUCGCAGGAAACAAAUAGAUUCCCCCGUCUCCCGCGUGAAAGAAACAGAACGACGAGAUUCACAAAAUCUUGUCCACCUUUUUCUUUUUUUUUUAUUUAUUUCUUCUUCCUCUUUGAUGUUGUUUUCCGAGGCUGUAAAUACAUCACACACGAGUGGAUGUGUAUACGGUUGGUAUAUUACCUGUACCGCGCCGUGUAGCACUAUACGUAUGGGCCGGAGCGGCCAGCGUGAUGUAACAAAUCGACCGAGAAAAUGCGAGGACCCGCUGCCGUCAUAAAAAAACGGAGGAGGAGGAUAUUGUUUGAACUGCGUUUCAAAAUCUGGCGCCCUGGCGCGUAUGCAAACAAUUCAAUCUCGUUUCUUCUAUUCACGAAAAAUAAAGAGUCUCUGUUGUUGUUGUAAAACAUCCGUACCACCGUAUAACCCCCCCCCCUUCUUCCAUUUGUUCCGAUUGAAAAUGUUUUUUUUUGGGUGGAAGACGGUCCCGCCGACUCUAUUUAUCUCUCCCUGCGAGCGAGUCCGACAAGAUAAUUAAUACUUUGGUGUCUUGUAGAAGCUUUUCGGGAACAAAGUAGAAGGAAAUUUUCCACAAAUUCCCGACCAGAAUUUUUUUUUUCACGCCAGACAUGCGAAAGCCCAUCGGAAUGAAAGAAAAAAAAAAGAAGGGGAGAGAUUUCGAUUGUUAUCUGCCAUAUAAAUAAAUUUUCCCUCCCCCCUUCAUGUUAACGGCGUGCUGAGAGACAGGCGAAAGGCCAAAUACCCAAAGGUUUAACAGAAAAACACACACAAAUAAUAAUAAUAAUAAAAAGAAGAAGAAGGGCCAACAAAUUUUCGGAUUUUUUGAGGUUGUCGGCUUUAUCGGGAAAUACGUCGGAUAUUUCGGAGUUAAAAAGAAAAAGGGUGGAAACAAUUUCCCCACCAAUUUUUUGUUAGCCCCUUGACGUUUUAUUGAAUUCUUAUCAAUUGAACAAAACAAAAAUACCCCGCGUUUCCUGGGCCCAUCCAUCGCGUCCGACGCCACGUCUUUUUCUUUUCUUUCUGGUAAAUUUCGUUCCCCCCCGUUUGAUUGUUCGUUUUGUUGUGUGGAUUUUGAGACAAGAAGCUCUUUUGGCUGUGUGGUUGGUGGUGGUGGUGUAUCACCUACGUGUAAAAAAAGGAGGCGAAGAGUGAAGGCUGGGCGCAGUUUACUACCACCACCACCAGCGAUAAGACACGCCACAAACCGAUUGGAAAGGUCCACGUACCUCCGAGAUUUCUCACGGCCUCGUCCGUUCGGAUUGGUUUGAAAUAAUAAUAAUAAAAAGAAAAACAAAACGGACGAAAUACUCUCAUCUUUCAUUCUGCCUUUUUUUGUUGUUCGUUGUUGAAAUUUUUUGGGUUUUUUUUUUUGUCCGGGUCUCUCUCGAGAGAGACGAUGGAAAUCAAAAGUAGGAGAGAGAAUCAAAAAUGCGGGAUGGCGUGAUUGGCCACCCAAUGUCCUAAUGGAAUAAUCACAUGUUGACCGACUGCUGUGAGUCUGAGCCCAUAGCUCUUGUUCUUGUCUUCCGAGUUGGACGAGUUGUGUUAUUCUCGAUGAUGGCAGUUGUGUGGAAUUGCCCAGCAGCCAAGCCGAGUAUAGCUCACGUUGUACGGGUGGCCAGGCCCCCAACCAACAAACACACAACUGUAUACAGUUGUUGUUUGUUGUUGUUUUUCUUUCUCGACGAUUGGAUUAUAUUCUCCUCUUUUCCGUUUCGAUUUCUUCAUUUCCCCCCUUAUUUUUUGUUUUGUUUUCUUGUUUCAACAAGGAAAUUCUUGGCUCGGCUAUUUGAAUCGUCCUCAUUGUGAAUGGAUUUAUUCAACCGUGUCUGAGUCACCGGUUGGUUACGCGCGUCUACAAGUACAACAACAACAACAGCAACAACUACAUGAUAAUAAUAAUAGGAUUGAACAAAUUCUUUCUCCCUUCGCAAUGGAACUGAUUCGAUUCAACAAGUUUCGUGAUUAGAACGAAUUGAAAAAAAAAAAACCCUCAGUCGUGCUGCUGCUACCACUACUACUACCUGGUUCACGGUCACUGCUGUAUUUCUAAAUGAUUUAUUCGAUUUAGUCAUUUCCCGGUGUUGUAACAAACAACACUGGGAACUUCGUGUGUGUGUGUGUGCAGGUGGCUCGCGCCACACGUCUAUACGUUCCUGUGGACUGAAUUCAACCGGACUUGAUGGACGUCCUGCACUACCUGUCGUGCUUUACCUUUCUCUAGUCUGUAGGGUCCACUCCUAUGAGCUGAAUUGUUUUUCUUCUUCUUCUUCUCCCCUUUUUGCUUUAUAUCUUAUCUUUAUGACUUGCAACGGGUCUCGGUGAAACCCAAGCCCAAGCAAACAAGAGCCGAACAUACCCAGCCAGCCGGCCAGCCGACCGACCACUACCACAUUUUUCCAAAUGGAAUUGUGGCGUUCAUAAGGAACGCCCAGACCAGAGGAGAGAGAAGAGAAGAGAAGAGAGAUGGUUUAUAAUUAUUCCCCAGGUCUAUUAUACGACCGGCGCAGUACCAAGUGCCAGUGGUCACGAAACAUUCUUUUAAAAUACUCUGGUGCCCGCUCUGCUGACGUCUUUUCCGAGAUUGUUUUGUUCCACACACGAGGCCAGCAGCAGCAGCAGCUGCCCAGCUCUUCUACUAAUAGUGUGGCUAUUGCCCGUAGUGUAGGUAUUAUUACCCUGUGAAAAAAACAAAAAGUCGAAAAGAAAACAAGUGGCUUCCCUGUCGCUUUAAAUCACACGGACAAGAAAACAACAACAACAACCAAAUAUACAUGUACCGCUACGACCGACCGAGGCAGCACCUCCGUCCGACACGGCUGGAAACGGUGUUGGAAGAAUCACGGAGCCGUGCAUAACGCAUCGGCACGCACGCCCGUAUAUAUGUUGCGCAAUUGUCUGCAAUGUGUUUUCGGGGCGAAGAAGAAAAGAGAGGGGCGACACUUUGACUGUUGGCUCGAAAUGAAGACAACUUUCCUUUUGAAUGAGAAAUGUUUUAUGAUUCGAUAAUAUUUUAGACUUGCGUCUCUCUCUCUCUCACUUCUCUCGCGUUCGUUCGUGCAUUUUUUUUUUAUCUUCUUCGGUGCCGCCGCCGCUCCCCCCCCCCCCCCCCAUCACCGACCGCGGACGGAGCGCAGAGUGAUGCUAAUGGAGUGGAAUCAACUGGCGAUGGCCGGGACGAUGGCCGGGCGAAAUGCGUUCCAAAUCAUUCUAUUUAUGUAUAUUUAUAAAUUUAUAUGCUGCCUGCCUGUGUGUGUGUGUGUGUGUGUUGGCCUGCAGGGGCCAGCACAGCUGCGGGAGAAGAAGAAGACAAAGAAGAAUUCUUCUUCAAAGAGGUAACACAAGAAUUAUUGUUAUUACUACAUUGAAUCAUUUAUUUGAUGGCUGAUUUAUUGCAUAUUGCACACGUUGUGGAAGCGUCGCAACUGUUGGCUGUUGCUGGAACUGGCCGGCUGCUGGCCAUCGCCGAGUCUUUUUAGGGCGACGUCCUUGCUGCAAGGACGUCAAGCCAAACCAAAAAUGUUUGGGGAGAGAGAGAGAGAAAUAUUCUUUAACGUUUUGUUGUUAGAUUCAAGCUGCUGUGUGUUUUCUCUUCUAUACAGCCUCUCACGAACUGCCUUCUUCUCUGCUGCUGUGCCGGGAAAGUCCGUCCGUCCGUCCGUCCGCCCUCCGGCCGCCGCCCGUUUGUAUUUUUCGCGCAGCACUAAAUUCCGUUUCUUCCGACCUUUUCUUCUUCUUGAAUUUAUUUUCAGAUUGGCCGAGAUAAAUCUUAAAUCUCGUGAGUUUCUUACCGUUUUCCUUUUCUUUCUUCUUUCUCUCUCUAAAAAAUAGAAUUUCACCUCCGCAUCAUCCCGAUGGACUAGUGGCACGCUCCGACUUCCCCCCC